AUGGAGCAGUUGGCCGAGUAUGCGACAUCAUGUCUAUCACGCGCUAAGCACAUGUGGGAGGACCGCGGGUUGCCACGCAUAGAUGCCUUAUCGUUUCUCCUCGGAUCCGUCGUGACAAUCCUGAUCUCUUUCCUCGAACCAGUGUUUAAAGCUCUUAUAGGCGGAAUUCUGGUGAGCCUUUUGACGCUGCUGAAAUACGCGGUAUGUGUUGCCGGCGUCGUAAUCUGCUUUGUCAUAUUGACUUCCACGAAACUCGACAAGUUGGUGCCGAAAACCACAUCGCCAGAAACCAGCAGUCCCAAAGAUGUCCGAAAAGACUUUAUACAGCGCGCUGGCACCACGUCGGACGACUACGAAAUCGUCAGGUACAAGGACGUGAAGGGAUACCGCGAGAAGCCGCCAAAAAAACCAGUUCCUCCCGAAUCUACAUAUGAGAAAUUUGUAGAUCAGGCCCGAGAGUCCUCCUCCUCGUCCUAA
Messenger RNA from Lachancea meyersii CBS 8951, 477 nucleotides. The record is from the annotation of a GenBank genome assembly. Lineage: Eukaryota; Fungi; Ascomycota; Saccharomycetes; Saccharomycetales; Saccharomycetaceae.